GUGCAUAUAUAAAAUAAGAAAGUGGGUGGUUUUAAUUGAGUGAAAUUCUUAUUUGUUGCUUAAUUGCUUCCGAAGUUAAUUUCAGUGGUUAUUAUAGCACAUGGAAGUAUGUUUGGUGACUAAUUUGUAAGUUAACCACCUUUUUCAGCGCCACACACAGAACACCGAUGAAAGAAAAUAACAGUGAACAGGGUCUCCGGCCUCUUCUCGUCUGCCCCAAUCCAGCCCCAAAAUCUCAAAACCCUAAAUUUUGCUAAUCCUUCUCCAUUCUUGCAGCUGUCGGCUCCGUCUUUGCUCUGCAGGCGACGGUGAAUCGAUCGCCGCUGGAUCCAUCUCAAUCCCUCUGCACUUUCCGCCGCACAAAACGAAGAAGCGGUGGCGAGACUUUUUCCAAUUGGACUCCAGCCAUCCCGCCGUCUUUCCUUCAAAGGUGGCCUCCCGACAUCUCCGCGAGCUCAAACGGCUCGCUUCAGGUAACUUCGGUGCAGUCCUCCGUCGUCAUUUUCUCUUAUGCCCGGAAUUAUAAGGGUUCUUGAUCUUUUGUCCUCCUUUCGAAUUAAGCUGAGCAUCGUCAUUGUCAUAUUCCAAACUUAUUCCAUUCUUAGGAAUCAAAUAAAUCCGCUGUAUGAUCUUUUCAUGUGCUUGCUUUCGUGCCUGCUUACUGAACUGCUCAUGUGGAUUGCUAACAUUUAGUAGUGGGAUAGCUUAAAUUAGUACAAGGGUCAUUGAUCGCAGUUGAAAAUUCUCGUUCUUAGUUUCCAUUUCAGAGAGCUGGUGAAUUGGUCUUUGCAAAUGUAUGCAUGGACUUAUCUCGGACUAUAUUUUGCUUUCAUGAAUGAAUCUGUGUUGUUUGCAUAUAUGCGUUGACAAGUGGAUCAAUCUGGAUAGCACAAGGGCUUCUGUUCCCCAUUCUAUUCCUUUUCCCUUUUGUUUGAAGGAUCACUCUGUGCUAGAUGGCUUUAUUAAUAGCUAAGCCCUAUCAUGGCCAUAGCCAAGAGUUGCUACAUUUCUAGGUGUUGCCUUUACCCCCCUGAAGUCAUGUGGUUGAUUCUCUUGACAAAUAUUUUUAUUUUGUGACAGCUUAUUUUGAUUCUAGUGGAGUGUCAGAAUCAGAACAAACAAUCAUUCUCCAACCAAUGUAUAAGCCCUAGGAAACCGGUUCAUAGUUGGUUGACCAGGGCUCAAUAACAGAUAUUGUAGCUUGGCAUCCCCUCGACCAAGUUCUCUUCCAAGUUUUUCUCACUUCAUCAGUAAUUAUCUGUGUUUUCUUGGUGGUGCUGGUUCCUUUCUAACUGGGGACUGGAAGGGGCAGCUUUCGUUCUCGUUUUCUUGAUGAGAGAUAGAUUUUGGAUAUGAAAGUGAUGAAUCAUGGAAUUCUGUUGAUGAAAGAAUGGUCGGCAGCUCUUUGAUCUCUGGAAGGGUAUAGUGUCUUCUUGAUACUGGUUUAGUUCGGUGGCUGAACACUGAUGCGAUGUCACUUGCUUUCAUCUCUAUCAUACAAAACCUGUGGCCUUUGUCGGUGCUCAAAUUCAAUGAUCUAAGAGCUUCUGAUGCUUUGGUCAAGGAGCUUCGUAUACCCGAAGGCACAAAAAGAUUUGUUUAUGCUGUCCGUGAUCCCAAGUCAGGUUCAGUUAUUUACAUUCUUUCUGUGCAGAAUUUGUCCGAACGAUCAGCUGCAGAUGUCGAGUGCCUUAUUAGGGAGGUCCGGCCUGAAGCUGUUAUCUCUCAGGUUGGGGAUCCAACUGUCCUUGAAACUCUUCUAGAAGAGAAUCAGUUGGCAGCUAACAAUGGUGAUUUGGUCCCCACUUCAUCAUUUGGUGUACUUAAACAAUGUUUCAUUCAGAAGAUCAAUAAGGAGAAGUACGAAAGCAUAGCAGGCAACUUAGUGUUGAGGGAAAUAUUUGGGGUUGGUUUUCAUGCCCACAUUUGGACUGCCAAUAAGACUGCCAAAGAGAUUGGUUCAUCAUUCUUUGUACUCGAGGCACCCUGCACAAGAAACCUCACCACGGCGGAUCCUACUCACGAAGCUGACAAAACAGGCACGGUUGAACGACUGGUCAGCAGCUUGAUCCCUUGCCAGGCAGCUUCAAUUGUCUCCUCGAGUCCAAAAAGAUUACCCCUUUCUGAUGUCCAGUCGAAGAUGGUAAUGCUAUUGCGUUCCAACAUGGAUGCAGCUCUACCAAAGACGGGCUCUUCUGUUUCAGUGUCGAAAGGAAUCGAGCCAGAAACCACUUUCCUGGUGCCAGCAUUUGCUCAAUCCAUAUACCCAUUGCUUCUUGACCUGCAUAACAUAUUCAUGGAUCUCCCAUCAGUUGGAGAGGCGUUGAACUGUUCACAGAAGAUGCUUUAUGAUAUCAAUAGAGGGGAAAGUGUGGACACUCAAAUCGUAUCUGAAGUCUGCACCUUCCGGAUAGCCGUUGAAGGAUUAAGAAUUGCCCUAAACAAUACUGGUCGUUUACCAAUGGGAAAAUUGAGGCAGCCUGAGAAAUCAAACUCCAACUUCUCAGAUCUCCCAGUUGAAGAGAAGUCUCAAGCACUCCUUGCUCAUGCUCUACAAAGCCAGGGUGAGAAAUUCAAGACCAUAGUAGCUGUAAUAGACGCCAGUUCCUUGGCCGGUCUCAGAAAACACUGGGACACUCCAUUACCUCUUGAAAUCAAAGGCCUAAUCGGACAACUCAUCACGGAUUGUAACUCUCGAGGAGAAGCUUCGAACCAGGAGGAUGACAACAAGAGAUGGUGGCUAUUCCCCAACAAACCGGUGGUAGCAGUUGGCGCUGGGGCGACAGCUGUUGUUGGAGUCUCGUCUCUUUCCAAAGUGGUCCCUGCAUCGACGUUCAUGAAGGUCGUGAGUUUCAAGUUCCCUGCUUCACUCAAGCUCGUGCUUACCCAAACCCAGAAGGUAAUGUCAUUCGGUUUGACCAAGAGCGGGCCAACCAAGGCAGCUGUCUCUGCCGAGAAGAUCCGAACAGUGGCCCAUGGGAUCAUAACCUCCGUCGAGAAGACGAGCGUUUCAGCCAUGAGAACGGCUUUCUACGAGAUAAUGAGGAAACGAAGAGUCAGGCCUAUCGGGUUCCUGCCUUGGGCUACAUUCGGAGGGAGCAUCAUGACCCUUUCUGGGUUGCUUAUGUGUGGAGACGGGAUCGAAUGUGUUGCUGAAUCUUUCCCUUCGGCUCGUUCGAUUGCCAGCUUGGGCCGUGGGAUUCGGAGCUUGAAGGAGGCGUCCCAGCAAGUGAGGGAGAGUGAUGGAGUUAGAAUACAGAGAUCUAUUGAGUCUCUGAUGUACAGACUGAAGAAAGUGACAGUACAAUAAUCUGUGUACUAAGUUUGAUACUAUCACUAAAUUUUUGACAUGAUU
Molecule: messenger RNA, 3355 nt
Organism: Linum trigynum
Lineage: Eukaryota; Viridiplantae; Streptophyta; Magnoliopsida; Malpighiales; Linaceae
Source: the annotation of a GenBank genome assembly